Molecule: messenger RNA, 1026 nt
Organism: Rotaria sp. Silwood2
Lineage: Eukaryota; Metazoa; Rotifera; Eurotatoria; Philodinida; Philodinidae
Source: the annotation of a GenBank genome assembly
AUGAGUAUAAUGCUGGCGCAAAAUCCAACAAGAUUGUGUCGAAUUCCACUUGGUAUUCAAGCUCAAUCAAUUGACUAUCGGACGGGUGGUUGGUCAAUUCAAUGGCAAUGGAGGCGACCGGACGCCACACUCUAUCUUCUUUCAUUCUAUUCGUUUGCACCUGGUGGCGUCGAUUUUCAAGUUCGAUAUUGUUGUCCAAUAGGCUCAUUUGUUGGAACAACAACAACAACAACAACUCCUUUGCCUUUGGAUAAUACCAGUUGUGGUAAACAAAAAAUUGCACCACGGUCCAGUAUAUCAAAUCGUAUUUUUGGUGGAACAGAUGCUAUUCCGAAUUCAUGGCCCUGGAUGAUUUUCUAUCAAGAAAAGAGAACAUGUGGUACCAACACAUGCUACGGCUUAUGCGGCGGUACUUUGAUCAAUGCAAAUUACAUUAUUACUGCUGCUCACUGUGUUGGUACUCGAAAUCCAUCAGACAUUACUUUGGUUGCGGGCAUGCAUAAUAUGUCGUCUAAUACGGAGACAACUAAACGACAAUUCCGUACUGUUCAAGCGAUCUAUGUUCAUCCUCAAUACGAUACGAUGACCAAUAUGAACGAUAUUGCCAUAUUACGUGUAAGUACACCGUUCACAUUUACUACGUACGUUCAACCGGCAUGUUUGCCCGGUAGCGAACCGAAACCAAACGAUCAAGUGAUUAUUGCUGGAUGGGGUGCUCAAGCGUUCGCUGGAUCAGUUCAUGACACACUCAAGCAAGCUAAUACAAAAGUUGUUGAUAAAUGUGACUCCUGGUGGUUAUCAGUAGACAGUUCGAAACAAAUAUGCGUCGCCAAUUCCAUCGAUGGUAGUUCGGCUUGUCAAGGCGAUAGUGGUGGACCCAUUCUAGCUCAAUACAAUGGACAAUAUGUGGUAUCAGGCAUAGCCAGUUAUGUGAAAGACUGCAACACAAUGGGAUCUUCAAAUGCACCCAAUGUGUAUACUCGUGUAGCACCUUACAAGGCGUGGAUCAAAAGUAUCACGAAUUGA